Messenger RNA from Musa acuminata subsp. malaccensis (wild Malaysian banana), 2740 nucleotides. RefSeq lists its product as uncharacterized. Gene Ontology annotation, cellular component: cytoplasm. NCBI's taxonomy places the organism in Eukaryota, Viridiplantae, Streptophyta, Magnoliopsida, Zingiberales, Musaceae. Gene Ontology annotation, molecular function: protein tyrosine kinase activity; protein serine/threonine kinase activity; ATP binding. The record is from RefSeq and is a predicted model, not a curated record. Gene Ontology annotation, biological process: peptidyl-serine phosphorylation; peptidyl-threonine phosphorylation.
CGUGGCGAGAACACGAUCCCGCCUUCCAUCUUUCUCCGCUCUCUCCUCCCCCGUCGAAGGCAGCCUGCUGCUUCGAAUCCUAUGGUCCAUGGCGGCGCCGCGGGUGGAGGAUGUGAUCGCCUUCCUCACGGCGCGCGGCUUCUCCGCCGCCGCCGCCGCCCUGCGCGACGACCUCCUCUCGAGCCGCUCCCCCGGCGACGCCGCGGGCGACCUCAACCUCGAUCUCGACCUCGACGUCGGAUCCGCGCUCCCGCCACUAAGGCUUCCGCCGCCGUCCCGUCGUGGAGGGGGCGAGGACGCGCUGCCCAGCGCCGCCUCCAGCUCCUCGGAUGCGUUCCUCAGCCUCGGCUCUUCCCCAUCUGAGCUUCUCAAUCCCUAUGGAGUCUGGUCACCAGGUCGAGCAAGAUCGGAUGACGAGUCAACCGAUAUGCACUCAGAAUUUGGGACUGCCCGAGAGUAUAAUAGCUACUGGUAUGAUGACCAGUAUGGAGGAUCUCGCAAUGAUCAUUUCUUUGUGAGGACCGACUCUGGCAGAUUGCGUAGUGAGGACAAAUUCAUCAUGUCCACAGAGGGGGAGGAGCAGUUGAGGAAGCGAGACAAUCUUGAUUUUUCAGCGAAUGAUCAUAGGUAUGAGCAUGAUGAUGAUGGUUGCGAAGGAUGUGCUGAGAUUUACAGCUCUCCGUUCCCUAUUUGCGAUUGCUGCCGUGGAUCGAAGAUGCAUGACAAUGACGAGGUUGCGGAAAUGAUUAGGAGCUCGAGUUCAGCUGUUUAUGGCCGCUAUCAGAUAUUAGAUGACCAGACGGAGAGGUUGGAUGAAUUUGGGGAGGAUGAGUUUCAAUUGAGAAGGGUAUCUGAGCAGACUGUGACUAUUGUUUCUGCAAGUGAUCUCUUUCAUGACAGAAUCCAACCUGAAGAGAAGGAAAGCCCCGAAUUGGGUUUACCGGAGAAGGAACUGCGGAUGCUUGAUAAUAAUGUAGUUAAUGCUAGUAUCGAUUCCACAAACUGUAAUCUUAUAUGCAAUAAAGAUCCCAAGGGAGAUUCAUACAAUAAAGAAGUAAUUUUUGUCAAUGAGACGGAUGAGGAGGUGCUACAAAAAAGAAAUUACAGUACACCACCAUUUGAAGAGAAAGCUUUCAAACAAGGUGCUAAUGAUGCCUGUGGAUUCAAUGAUUGUGGAACAAUUGAUAGAGAAUUCCAAGACAGUGGAACCGCUGACCUUAAAGGAGAGGAUGAUAUUAACGAUGACGUUCAUCUUUACAGUACUUGUGAGGAUGAGCUGGAAGUUUUCGACUUGAGAAUAAUUCAUCGUAAAAACAGGACCGGCUAUGAGGAAAAUAAAGAUUUUCCAAUUGUUUUGAAGUCAGUUGUGGCAGGCAGAUAUUAUGUCACAGAGUAUCUUGGUUCAGCUGCAUUUAGCAAAGUUGUUCAGGCACAUGAUCUCCACACAGGAAUGGAUGUGUGCCUUAAAAUAAUAAAGAAUGAUAAGGAUUUUUUUGACCAGAGUUUGGAUGAGAUUAAACUCCUCAAGCAUGUUAAUAAACAUGACCCUUCUGAUGAGCACCACUUAUUGCGCCUUUCUGACUACUUCUAUCAUCAGGAACAUCUUUUCAUUGUCACAGAAUUGCUCCGAUCCAACCUGUAUGAAUUUCAGAAAUAUAAUCGUGAAUCUGGCGAUGAAGAGUAUUAUACAUUGCCCAGAAUACAGGCUAUAGCUCGACAAUGUCUGGAGGCAUUGGAGUUCCUGCAUCAUUUAAGGAUAAUUCAUUGUGAUUUGAAACCUGAGAAUAUUCUUAUCAAGAGCUAUAGCAGAUGUGAAAUUAAGGUUAUUGACCUUGGAAGCAGUUGCUUUGAGACAGACAACUUAUUCUUAUAUGUCCAGUCUCGUUCUUAUAGGGCCCCUGAAGUUAUUCUAGGACUCCCCUAUGAUCAAAAGAUUGAUAUAUGGUCUCUUGGUUGCAUCCUGGCUGAGCUUCACACUGGUGAUGUGUUAUUUCCAAAUGACUCGGUGGCCAUGAUACUUGCCCGUAUGAUUGGUAUCCUUGGUCCAAUUGAUGAGGAGAUGCUUGCACUAGGUCAGGAAACAAGCAAGUUCUUCACUGUAAACUAUGAUCUUUAUCACAGAAAUGAGGAAGGAGACCAAGUGGAGUACUUAAUACCAGAAAAGUCCUCACUGUCGCAUCAACUGCAAUCUUCUGAUGCUAAAUUUAUUGAUUUCCUUUCUUAUUUACUCCAAAUAAACCCUAGGAGAAGACCGACAGCAAGUGAAGCACUAGAACAUGAAUGGCUUUCCUUCUCGUACCAGUGAAUCUGCUAAAAGUUUCACUUUGUGCAUGUUAAGUUGGAUAAGGCAAGUCUAUCCAAGCAUAUCAUGCAUCAUUUCGCAAGAUUCCUCAGCCUGAAGUUUCAAAUUAACCUGUUGUUGUGUGUCUGCAAUUCAGCACCCCAGUUUACCACAGUGAGUGAAUAUACAUGUACGGAACAUGUAAAUAUCGGGAAAAUCAUGUGUUAAUGUGUAUAGUCGAUGGCCUUUUGGAUUAUGUGACAUGAAUUUGUGUUCCUCAUACACGGUUCUUUGGAGGCUGGAGAGAAUCCAGCUUAGUUGUUUUCUUUUUCUUCUUAAUUUUUCUAUCUGUAAUUGCUGGGCUUGUCUCUUUCCUGCAUGUCAUAAUGGGUAACUCCCAACUUCUGUAACAGAUAUCUUGAUUACAGUCAAUUACUAACUGGUUUCAGUUCCUUAUCA